Phytomonas sp. Hart1 is the source of this 1127-nucleotide messenger RNA. The record is from the annotation of a GenBank genome assembly. Lineage: Eukaryota; Euglenozoa; Kinetoplastea; Trypanosomatida; Trypanosomatidae.
GUGGAAAGAAAUAGCCAAAUAAACAAGGUGUCAAUAUCGCUUGAAGGAACGUAGGAAUCAAAUGGGUGGUAGUAAUCUUUCUGAACUGUGUUCUAAGGGUGAAGUAGAGCCAAUUUAUUCUUAUCUUCGACAGAUAGCUCCAGAUACAAUAGAAUGGUCUGAUAAUAAAAACAGCAAAUCUGAAGAUGAUGUCAUUAAAUACGCAAAUGGGGUCUGGGGAUUUCGAGACGGGGAUGGCCGCACAGCAUUUCACUGGUCAAUUGCCCUUCGAAAUUAUGGUUUAGCGAACACUCUUAUGAAUGAACCCUAUAGAUCUCCCGUGCUCAGUGAGGAUGAGGAUGGCGUAACACCCUUUAUGACCGCGUGUAUGGUGGGUGCGCCCGAGAAAUUUGUGUCAUUACUACUUGAAAAAAGUGUAUUAGUCUAUCAUUUGUUUCAAAAAUGUCCUUUAUUACAACGUCAGCAGUCGGUGGAGGGAGGAAAAGCAGAGAACGAUAGCGGACAUAAGGCCGUUGGAAACCUCGGUGAUACUGAGGUAAACCCAGAGCAAGGUGUUGUACUGACCAAUGACGCUCCCAACGUCUCAAACGAAGUGUCUAUUUCCCAUGAGCCCGUCGCUACAUACAAAAUUGUCAAUGUAGAGGAUUCAAUGGGUAACACAUCUCUUCUUCAUGUUGCAAGUCGUGGGCAUACACAUUUGAUCGAUUUUUUAAUAAAAAAUGGAGCCGACUUGAAUCAUCAAAAUAGGCGUGGUCAGUCGGCCCUCCAUCGUUCCGUUGGGCGCGGCGAUAUGGAGACUGUUGAGAAGCUUUUGUGCGCUAGCAAACAGAAGAUCAAUAGAUCUAAGGAAACGCAUCGGCGUUGGAUGAAUCUUCAAGAUUAUCGAGGAGAUAGUGUUUUAUUUUACGCCUCCAUGGAAAAUAAUGAAGAUUUAGGACGCCUUUUACUUCAGAAUGGGGCAAACCGAGACUUGCGCAACAAAGAGGGAAAGGAAUUUUGGGAGGUUUAAAUGCCACGCAAUGCUUAUAGCCAUUAUUAAUACUACUAUUAGUCUACUCUUUAUUUUAUAUGCGGUUAACCAUAGCAUUGCCUUCAUAUUCGAAGAGAUGAGCAUCAGAGGUAAACUA